CACACACACACACAUCGUUCACUCGCCCACUGGUUCCCUCUUUUGGAGCUCCUCCCUUUUGUUCCUGCUGACAGGCGCGUAUGCUUGAACAGUAUGUGCAGCGAGUGGUGGCCGGGUACCUGGAGGACUAUGUGACCAACUUUGAUGCAUCGCAGCUGAACCUGUCGUUCUGGCACGGCAAGGCGACAUUGGCCAACCUCAACUUGAACACAGCUGUCCUGCAAGAAACGCUCGAGCUGCCGCCAUGCCUUCGCCUGGCGCAUGGGCGAGUUGGCCGCCUCAUCAUUGAGAUUCCAUGGACACGCAUCGGGUCAGAGCCCGUGGUUGUCACGCUGGAGGAUGUCCACUGCACGCUCAUGUCCAUCGACGCCGAUGCCGCGGUGUCCGCCGCCACCUUCACGCACCUGUUGUCAUCCCACCCGGCGCGGGCACCCGAUGCACCGUCAUCGCCUGCAGCGCGCAGCACACCACCCUCGUCCCCUUCGCUGUCCGCGUCGUCGCGGCGUGGGUCCCCACGACGCGGGAGCGCAACCCAGACUGCAACAUCGCCUCGUGGCGCUUCAUCAUCGCCACACAGCAGCAGCAGCAGCAGCAGCAGCAGCGCCAGCAGCCGCCGUUGUCGCGCAAAUCCUCUUCGGCCAGCGUCAGCGCGUCUGCCCCUGGGUACCUGCAAAACUUGAUGCACACCGUGCUGGCUAAUAUUGUGCUUCGGGUGAACGGGCUGACGCUGCAUGCAAGCAUGGACCCGGUCGUUGCGCGCGUUCAUGUGCACACGAUCGAAGUUAUGACGUGCAGUGCAAACUGGAAACCCGCCACGUGUCAGGUAGACGCCCAGCACUUUGCCAUGCACAAGCAGCUCAGCUUCAGCGGCAUCACUCUCC
Salpingoeca rosetta is the source of this 881-nucleotide messenger RNA. RefSeq lists its product as uncharacterized. Bases 81 to 680 code for a protein of 199 amino acids. NCBI's taxonomy places the organism in Eukaryota, Choanoflagellata, Craspedida, Salpingoecidae. The transcript has 2 exons. The record is from RefSeq and is a predicted model, not a curated record.